Molecule: messenger RNA, 4288 nt
Organism: Lycium ferocissimum
Lineage: Eukaryota; Viridiplantae; Streptophyta; Magnoliopsida; Solanales; Solanaceae
Product: TNF receptor-associated factor homolog 1a-like
Exons: 13
Coding region: 140-4084 (1314 amino acids)
Molecular function (GO): protein binding
Source: RefSeq, a predicted model, not a curated record
UCUUCAACCUCUAAACUUAAAAUCUUUUCAAUUCACACAAAAAAAAAUAAACUCUUAAUUCUCUCUGCUUCAUUUCAGCUCUGUGCUUCCUUUAUAUCGAUCUUCUUCAGGUGAAGUUGCAGGAGUUGUGGAGCGAGAAAUGGCUUCAAGUGCAUAUGAGGAGGCAGGCACAGCUAGGUCUUCGGAGGGAGUGUCAAGUGGGCAGCAGCAAUGCCAAAAUAGUGAAGCAUUGGCGGAAUGGAGGUCAUCCGAGCAGGUAGAAAAUGGAACUCCAUCAACUUCGCCUCCUUACUGGGAUUGUGAUGACGAUGAUGAUGGUGGCCCUAAACCUUCUGAGCUAUAUGGGAAAUAUACGUGGAAGAUUGAUAAGUUUUCACAAAUUAACAAGAGAGAACUUCGGAGUAAUGCAUUUGAUGUUGGUGGCUACAAAUGGUACAUUUUGAUAUAUCCUCAAGGAUGUGAUGUUUGCAACCAUCUCUCUUUGUUUCUUUGUGUGGCUAAUCAUGACAAGCUCCUUCCAGGUUGGAGUCAUUUUGCUCAAUUCACUAUAGCUGUGGUGAACAAAGACCCGAAGAAGUCCAAGUAUUCAGAUACAUUACAUCGUUUCUGGAAGAAAGAGCAUGAUUGGGGGUGGAAAAAAUUUAUGGAGCUGUCGAAAGUUUUAGAUGGUUUUGUCGAUGCUGAUACCCUCAUAAUAAAAGCUCAAGUUCAAGUAAUCAGGGAGAAAGCAGAUCGUCCCUUCCGUUGCCUUGACCGUCAAUAUAGACGGGAGCUUGUUAGGGUAUAUUUGACUAAUGUGGAACAAAUUUGUCGCCGUUUCGUGGAAGAGCGACGAGUAAAGCUUGGGAAGUUGAUAGAGGAUAGAGCGCGGUGGUCAAGCUUCCGUGCUUUUUGGCUCGGCAUGGACCAAAAUUAUAGAUGCCGCAUGUCCGAGGAGAGAUCAGAUUCAAUUUUGAAAGUGGUUGUCAAGAACUUUUUCAUAGAGAAGGAGGUUACUUCCACUCUUGUCAUGGACUCCUUGUACAGCGGGCUUAAGUCUCUUGAAGGCCAGAUGAUGGGCAAGAAAGGUAAGGCAAAAUAUUCGGAUGCAGUGGAACAACUGGUUCCUAUUGUCCGUUUGGAGAAAAACAUGUUUGUAUUGGUGGAUGAUGUAUUGCUAUUGCUUGAGAGUGCUGCAUUGGAGCCAUUGCCUCCAAAGGAUGAGAAAGGCCCUCAAAACCGGACAAAGGAUGGCACUUCUGGAGAUGAGUUCAACAAAGAUUCAAUUGAGCGUGAUGAGAGGCGUUUAACUGAAUUAGGUCGUCGAACCAUUGAGAUAUUUGUUCUUGCACAGAUUUUUAGUAAAAUAGAGGUUGCAUAUCAGGAGGCAGUUGCUUUAAAGAGGCAAGAAGAGCUCAUCCGUGAAGAGGAAGCUGCUACUGAAACUGAGCAGAAAGCUAAACGAGCACCUGGAAAGGAAAAAAAGUCCAAGAAAAAGCAGGCUAAACAGAAGCGGAAUAAUCAAAAAAUAAAGGAUAAGGUUAUUGAUGAAAAAUCUGCUGCGGCGGAGCUAUAUAAGACUGAUCAGGAUGGACCUAUUUGUGAUGGAACGUACAUGAAUGAGGAGCCAGAAGUGGUGCAUGAAAGACCAGAUGUACUGGAAGCAGUAUCGGAUGUUUCUGAUUCAAUAGAUUGUGUCCCAGAGGUAAUUAAUCCCGACUCUGAUGACAGAGAUGCAAGUCCUGUCAAUUGGGAUACUGACAGCUCGGAAGUUCAUCCUUCCACGGAAACUAGCUGCAGUGGGUUAAGUGACCUUUCAGCAGUGCAAAAUGGGUUAGCAGGAAGGAGAAGUCCUUCUGUAAUGGAUGAUAGUUCAUCUACAUGUUCCACGGACUCAAUUCCUUCAGUGGUUUUGAAUGGGCCUUGGACGCCUUCGAACCAUAAAAAGCAGAAAUCACCCAGCAGAGGGAAAAACCAAAGAAACAAAUCAAGUUGUAAAGCAGCCGAUUGGGAUAGCGAUACACUAAGUCAGCCAUUGGAUGCUGUUUCGGAUGUAGGGCAGCUAAGUGAUACGAGUUGCAGGGCGCCUGGAUCUGAGUCUCAGUCUACUGUGCUUUUGUCGAGUGAGCAGCGAGACGUGAAGAAGGAAGUAGUAGCUUCGCCACAGAGGAAGCCGAGGAAGGCUGAGACAGAGAGACCUUCCAAGGAGAAGUCAAGUGUCCAGUCUUCUCUCAAAAGCCCUACAAAAGAUGCAGCCUCUGCUGUUCAGCAAAAGUCACAGACGAAGACCCCCGUCACGAGAGAUCCUAUUUUGGUCAAAAAAUCUUCUUCAGAUGGUCCCAAGCUUUCUGAUAAACCAGCUCAGGUGGCUAAUUCAUCUGCAACUGCUGUCAUGUUGAAGGCUGAUCCUCAUAAAACUGUAGAGCCAAGGGUCAAGGAUAAGCCCUUGGUGCAGGCUGCUUGUGUUACAGCUGGGAAAGCCCCGUCUCAACAUGUAAUAGUCCCUGCUACAACAGAAAAUUUCAAAUGGCAACAAGUGCCUGUCAUGUCCAGACCUUUGAGUGAUCCUUUAGUUUCUGGACCUAGGCCUGCUGCCCCGCCUGCCCCUGUUGUUUCUAUGGUUCAGACAAUGCCAUCACUGGCUCGUUCAGUGAGUGCAGCUGGUCGAUUGGGUCCUGACCCUUCACCGGCAACUCACAGUUAUCUCACUCAGUCCUAUCGGAACGCAAUUAUGGGUAGUCCUGUUUCUGGAACUCCACCUAGUUUUGGUCAACCUCAUUCUCCAAUUUCAGCAGUUAACUCAUCAUACUCCCAACAGCCUCCUGUUUCUGGAAGUCCGGCUAGUCUUGGUCAACCUCUUUCUCCAAUUUCAGCGGUUAACUCGUCACAUUCAUACUCUCAACAACCUCCAGUGGUUUCUGCGGCGUUAUUUUUACCACAGGGCUUGGAAAGAACAGAACCUAGUUCUGUCAGACCAAGCUUUUCAUAUGGAAUGGUGAAUAAUGGCAGCUUGCAGAAUGGACUGCAAUGGGACAGCAACAGGAGUUUGUCGCAAGAUCAUGCUUCUGCAUCAAAUGGAAUGGUGAAUAAUGGCAGCUUGCAGAAUGGACUGCAAUGGGACAACAACAGGAGUAUGUCGCAAGACCAUCCUUCUGCAUCAAAUGGAAUGGUGAAUAAUGGCAGCUUGCAGAAUGGACCGCAAUGGGACAACAACAGGAGUAUGUCGCAAGACCAUCCUUCUGCAUCAAAUGGAAUGGUGAAUAAUGGCAGCUUGCAGAACGGACCGCAAUGGGACAACAACAGGAGUAUGUCGCAAGACCAUCCUUCUGCAUCAAAUGGAAUGGUGAAUAAUGGCGUCUUGCAGAAUGGACUGCAAUGGGACAACAACAGGAGUAUGUCGCAAGACCAUCCUUCUGCGUCAAAUGGAAUGGUGAAUAAUGGCGUCUUGCAGAAUGGACCACAAUGGGACAACAACAGGAGUAUGUCGCAAGAUCAGCCUUCUGCAUCAAAUGGAAUUAGGAACUUUGCAUUGUUCAAAGCUGUAAACAGCAGAACACAUGAUCACCUUCCUGAUUCUCUGGCAUGCGCGUCAGGACGAGGGCCCCAGAGUGUAGCAGCUGCUGAUGAAUUUCCUCAUCUUGAUAUAAUUAACGACUUACUGAACGAUGAUCAUGGGAUUGGAAGGGCUUCUUCUAUACCCGACUUAGGCUUUCAAAGUUUUAGCAGUGGGUUGCAGCAUCUGAAUCAUGGGUUCGCUUUCCCAGGCGAUAUUGGCACGCCAGUUGAUCUAGGUCCCUCAUCGAUCUCGUGUAGGUUUGAACGAUCACGAAGUUUUCAUGACGUGUUCCAGCAUAACUACUCUGGAGGCCUUUAUGAUAGUGCUAGUGAUAUGAUUAUGCAGCAGCCCGAUCCGCGACUUAUGAACGGGCAUCAUAUCGAUGGGUUAGUUCCUAACCAGUGGCAAAUGAUGGGUUCUGAUCCCUCAUUUCUUGGAAUGAGGAAUGGGGCCAUUGAUGGUAGUCACCCGUAUCCCGUCCCAGACUAUUCGAACUUGGCGUGUGGUGUAAAUGGGUAUGGAGUAUAUAGGCCUUCAAAUGGCCUUUGAGAGCUUCUAUGGUGGAGCCUAGUCUUGAUUAUUUUCCCUGUCUUCCUUUGUAAUAAUGCAUUUGAGAGGAGUCUUUUGGUCUUUAAAGGAAACAUUUUGUAUAGAGUGGUUCUGCUUUGUUUCAAAUUUUUAACUUUAAAAAAACAUGGCUUUGCUAUUGCUCCAGACUGGUAUUUGACAUUAUAGAAGUUUGGCCUUUUCUUA